Molecule: messenger RNA, 1542 nt
Organism: Linepithema humile (Argentine ant)
Lineage: Eukaryota; Metazoa; Arthropoda; Insecta; Hymenoptera; Formicidae
Source: RefSeq, a predicted model, not a curated record
AUGUUUUAUUCUGGUAUUUUCACGGUGUUAUGCUCGACAAUAGCAUGCUCCUUUGGAUUUACGAUGGAUCGUUCAGUAUAUGUACCAGCUACAUGGGACACGGCACCGUCCUUGGACUCCUAUCGAAGGAUACUCGGCAACUCCACGUUAAAUAGUAAAAUGCAAGUUACAGAUAUGAACAAGAUCUUGCAAGCUACAAAUGCAAAAGUGUCGACAAAACUGACAGACGGAAUGCCAGAAAAUCAGAUGCGUGAGAAGAGAUCGACAACGGAAUAUAUCAAUGCUGGAACAAAAAUCGUUAACGACGUAACAUCAGAGAUGAAGAAUAACACUUUUAAUUCUUCUGAAAAAAAUAUUAGCGUCGCUAGUACUUCUCGAAAUGUCAUUUUGCUUUUGAUCGACAAAAUGGAUCAAGAUGAAAAGAAAGAAGAAGACUUGUGGAAAAAUUACAAGGAAAAAUUACCGUUCGCGAUUGAAGGAUUUCUUCAAAACUGUGGCAAUAAGAUGGAGACUAGUUUUCCCUUGGACAAUGUGUUAAUUUCCGAUGAUGAUGAAGAGAAUUGUGAUUGUCAGCGUAUUCUUCAUUCUAAUGUCGAAGAGUUGCUUUUUUGGGCAAGACAUAUGAGAGGAAUGACAACAGGCGUGAUUUCCGGCAGCAAUUUCUCGAUCCCUUCUUUUCCUAGAUCCGAGUUUGACGGAUCCAACAAAAGCGAUGCAAAGUUAGAAUUGCAUAAAAGCAAUGUUUGGCAAAUGAUGGAUCUCAGCGGUCGAGCAAAAUCUGUUCCCUCUUUAGUCAUGACUGACUCUAAAUUAAAAGAAACGACGAACUACAGCACGUGGGACCUUUUCGAUGUGUUUUCCAAAAUAAGAAUGGCUUUUUUCCGCUCGCUGCUCGAAUCGUUGGGUAGGAACGACCGCGCUUCCGAGAAUGGAUUUUCAUCACGCAAACUGUUCUCUCUUAAACCAACCGUGGCCAAUUUAAUUGGGAAUAUUAUCAAGAAACUCAAAUCUAUACCAAACAACAAGGGUUACAUAUUGAUUGCUACCGUACCGCGAAAUGAGCAAGCUGCGGUCGUCGACCUUGUACAGAAUGAAACCUCUCCGAAGGAUACUCUUUUAGUGAUGAUGCAAAUCUGUACCAGAAACAAAAAUCCUAUCCCAUUCAUUGCGCAAGGACCGAAUAAUCAAAUGCUUCGGGAGGCAAGGGCGAUCUCAGAACUUUCGAUCGCGAUCAGAAAAGCGGUUGUAAGCAAUUGCCGCGGUUCAGAAUGCAUAAAUCGACCGAGACGAGAUACUUCAAUUAUUUCGUCUAUGCCAAUCGAGAUUUUCUCGCAAAAACUAUCCGCGCAAAAGCGCAGUAGCAAAGACAAGGAUGCCGCUGAAAAAUUGAAUGCAAUAUUAAGUACCGAAGAGGCGCCAACUAUUGAGAAAGAGAAGCAAGCUAGAAGUUCAACUUCGUUAAAGGCAAAACCGUACGGCCUCGUUACAGCAAUCGGUGUCGUAAAUUCGGUCCUUGUCAUGGCUGCCUUGACCUCUUCCUAA